CUCCGUGGAGUAGGCUGCGCUAUUAUUGUCUUUUCAUUAGAGGAGGAAAUUUAGGCUCAGAGAGGUGAAGCCGCUCGCCCAAAGUCACACAGCUGCGUCAGCCCCUAGCACGUGGGCUCUCCCUGAGUUACCCUCUGGAUGUUCUUUCUCGUGGUGAACAUCAUGUGUUUGAAUGGGGGCACAGCAAGGAUACCCCCAGUGGCCCUCUGCCUUUCCACUUGAGGCUCCGCAGAUGACAGUGACCUGCUUCUUCCUGCUCAGGCUUUCUGGACUCACUGACUUCCUUCCCGUGGGGAAGGGGCACUGUCCUCAGCUCCGGUCUCUCCCUGAGGCGGUCAGGGCCAGGGCCAGGGGCAGCGUGGACUCUGACUGCCUCUGCGGGUGCGGACUCAGUGUCGACAGCCCCCUCUACAGGAGCAUGAACACGCCGACAGGAUGCUGGGGUGGGGGGUGGGGGGGCAGCCCUGGGUUCACGCUCCGCCCUCGCACCCCUAGAGGGACCUUGUGCCAGUGUGGGCGCCCCCGGACCGCCCACCCCGCAGUGGCCAUGGAGGAUGCCUUCGGGGCAGCCGUGGUGACCGUGUGGGACAGCGAUGCACACACCACGGAGAAGCCCACCGAUGCCUACGGAGAGCUGGACUUCAUGGGGGCCGGCCGCAAGCACAGCAAUGUGAGGCAGGCCUGUGUGGGCAGGGCCCGGGCACCAGGGGGCUGCAUGCUCGGGGCUCCAGAGUGGAGCCGGGACGCCCGCGCUGAACGCUGGCCCCCUCCGCCCAUCCUUGUCUUGGCUCUCUGUGUCCCCUCCACCCCACCUAUCUUCUCUCUGAGGAGGUCCCGUUCUCUCUGCGUCUCUUUGUCUCUGUCUCCAUGUCCCCCUCUCUCUGGGUCUCUGUCCCCAUCUCUCUGGGUCUCUGUCCCCAUCUCUCUGGGUCUCUGUCUCUGUCUCUCUCUGGGUCUCUGUCCCCCUAUGUCUCUGGGUCUCUGUCCCCAUCUCUCUGGGUCUCUGUCCCUGCCUCUCUGGGCUUCUGUCCCCGUUUCUCCGGGUCUCUGUUCCCGUCUCUCUGGGUCUCUGUCUCCCUCUCUCUGGGUCUCUGUCCCCCUCUCUCUGGGUCUCUGUCCCUCUCUCUCUGAGUCUCUGUCCCCCUCUCUCUGGGUCUCUGUCCCCCUCUCUCUGGGUCUGUUUCCCCCUCUCUCUGGGCCUCUGGCCCCAUCUCUCUGGGCCUCUGUCCCCAUCUCUCUGGGCCUCUGUCCCCAUCUCUCUGGGUCUCUGUCCCCGUCCCUGUGUCCCCCGCUCCCAUGUGUCCACAGUUCCUCCGGCUCUCUGACCGAACGGAUCCAGCUACAGUUUAUAGUCUGGUCACACGCACAUGGGGCUUCCGUGCCCCGAACCUGGUGGUGUCAGUGCUGGGGGGAUCAGGGGGCCCCGUCCUCCAGACCUGGCUGCAGGACCUGCUGCGUCGUGGGCUGGUGCGGGCUGCCCAGAGCACAGGUGACCGAUGGAGCCUGGAUUGUCACUGGGGGUCUGCACACGGGCAUCGGCCGGCAUGUUGGUGUGGCUGUGCGGGACCAUCAGACGGCCAGCACUGGGGGCACCAAGGUGGUGGCCAUGGGUGUGGCCCCCUGGGGUGUGGUCCGGAAUAGAGACACCCUCAUCAACCCCAAGGGCUCGUUCCCUGCAAGGUACCGGUGGCGCGGCGACCUGGAGGACGGGGUCCAGUUUCCCCUGGACUACAACUACUCGGCCUUCUUCCUGGUGGACGACGGCACGCACGGCUGCCUGGGGGGCGAGAACCGCUUCCGCUUGCGCCUGGAGUCCUACAUCUCACAGCAGAAGACGGGCGUGGGAGGGACUGGAAUUGACAUCCCUGUCCUGCUCCUCCUGAUUGAUGGUGAUGAGAAGAUGUUGACGCGAAUAGAGAACGCCACCCAGGCUCAGCUCCCCUGUCUCCUCGUGGCUGGCUCCGGGGGAGCUGCGGACUGCCUGGCAGAGACCCUGGAAGACACUCUGGCCCCAGGGAGUGGGGGAGCCAGGCAAGGCGAAGCCCGAGAUCGAAUCAGGCGUUUCUUUCCCAAAGGUGACCUUGAGGUCCUGCAGGCCCAGGUGGAGAGGAUUAUGACCCGGAAGGAGCUCCUGACAGUCUAUUCUUCUGAGGAUGGGUCUGAGGAAUUCGAGACCAUAGUUUUGAAGGCUCUUGUGAAGGCAUGUGGGAGCUCGGAGGCCUCAGCCUACCUGGAUGAGCUGCGUUUGGCUGUGGCUUGGAACCGCGUGGACAUUGCCCAGAGUGAACUCUUUCGGGGGGACAUCCAAUGGCGGUCCUUCCAUCUCGAAGCCUCCCUCAUGGACGCCCUGCUGAAUGACCGGCCUGAGUUCGUGCGCUUGCUCAUUUCCCACGGCCUCAGCCUGGGCCACUUCCUGACCCCGAUGCGCCUGGCCCAACUCUACAGCGCGGCGCCCCCCAACUCGCUCAUCCGUAACCUUUUGGACCAGGCGUCCCACAGCGCAGGCACCAAAGCCUCAGCCCUAAAAGGGGGAGCUGCGGAGCCCCGGCCCCCUGGCGUGGGGCAUGUGCUGAGGAUGCUGCUGGGGAAGAUGUGCGCGCCGAGGUACCCCUCCGGGGGCGCCUGGGACCCUCACCCAGGCCAGGGCUUCGGGGACAGCAUGUAUCUGCUCUCGGACAAGGCCACCUCGCUGCUCUCGCUGGAUGCUGGCCUCGGGCAGGCCCCCUGGAGUGACCUGCUUCUUUGGGCACUGUUGCUGAACAGGGCACAGAUGGCCAUGUACUUCUGGGAGAUGGGUUCCAAUGCGGUUUCCUCAGCUCUUGGGGCCUGUUUGCUGCUCCGGGUGAUGGCACGCCUGGAGCCUGAUGCUGAGGAGGCAGCACGGAGGAAAGACCUGGCGUUCAAGUUUGAGGGGAUGGGCGUUGACCUCUUUGGCGAGUGCUAUCGCAGCAGUGAGGUGAGGGCUGCCCGCCUCCUCCUCCGUCGCUGCCCGCUCUGGGGGGAUGCCACUUGCCUCCAGCUGGCCAUGCAAGCUGACGCCCGUGCCUUCUUUGCCCAGGAUGGGGUACAGUCUCUGCUGACACAGAAGUGGUGGGGAGACAUGGCCAGCACUACACCCAUCUGGGCCCUGGUUCUCGCCUUCUUUUGCCCUCCACUCAUCUACACCCGCCUCAUCACCUUCAGGAAAUCAGAAGAGGAGCCCACACGGGAGGAGCUAGAGUUUGACAUGGAUAGUGUCGUUAAUGGGGAAGGGCCUGUCGGGACGGCGGACCCAGCCGAGAAGACGAAGACGCCGCUGGGGGUCCCGCGCCAGUCGGGCCGCCCGGGUUGCUGCGGGGGCCGCUGCGGGGGGCGCCGGUGCCUACGCCGCUGGUUCCACUUCUGGGGCGCGCCGGUGACCGUCUUCAUGGGCAACGUGGUCAGCUACCUGCUGUUCCUGCUGCUUUUCGCGCGGGUGCUGCUCGUGGAUUUCCAGCCGGCGCCGCCCGGCUCCCUGGAGCUGCUGCUCUAUUUCUGGGCUUUCACGCUGCUGUGCGAGGAGCUGCGCCAGGGCCUGAGCGGAGGCGGGGGCAGCCUGGCCAGCGGGGGCCCCGGGCCUGGCCAUGCCUCACUGCGCCAGCGCCUGGGCCUCUACCUCGCCGACAGCUGGAACCAGUGCGACCUAGUGGCCCUCACCUGCUUCCUCCUGGGCGUGGGCUGCCGGCUGACCCGGGAUUUGUACCAGCUGGGCCGCACUGUCCUCUGCAUCGACUUCAUGGUUUUCACGGUGCGGCUGCUGCACAUCUUCACGGUCAACAAACAGCUGGGGCCCAAGAUCGUCAUCGUGAGCAAGAUGAUGAAGGACGUGUUCUUCUUCCUCUUCUUCCUCGGCGUGUGGCUGGUGGCCUAUGGCGUGGCCACGGAGGGGCUCCUAAGGCCACAGGACAGUGACUUCCCAAGUAUCCUGCGCCGCGUCUUCUACCGUCCCUACCUGCAGAUCUUCGGGCAGAUCCCCCAGGAGGACAUGGACGUGGCCCUCAUGGAGCACAGCAACUGCUCGUCGGAGCCCGGCUUCUGGGCACACCCUCCCGGGGCCCAGGCGGGUACCUGCGUCUCCCAGUAUGCCAACUGGCUGGUGGUGCUGCUCCUUGUCAUCUUCCUGCUCGUGGCCAACAUCCUGCUGGUCAACUUGCUCAUCGCCAUGUUCAGCUACACAUUCGGCAAAGUACAGGGCAACAGCGAUCUCUACUGGAAGGCGCAGCGUUACCGCCUCAUCCGGGAAUUCCACUCUCGGCCCGCGCUGGCCCCGCCCUUUAUCGUCAUCUCCCACUUGCGCCUCCUGCUCAGGCAAUUGUGCAGGCGCCCCUGGAGCCCCCAGCCAUCCUACCCGGCCCUCGAGCAUUUCCGGGUCUACCUUUCUAAGGAAGCUGAGCGGAAGCUGCUAACAUGGGAAUCGGUGCAUAAGGAGAACUUCCUGCUGGCACGCGCUAGGGACAAGCGGGAGAGCGACUCCGAGCGUCUGAAGCGCACGUCCCAGAAGGUGGACAUGGCACUGAAACAGCUGGGACACAUCCGCGAGUACGAACAGCGCCUGAAAGUGCUGGAGCGGGAGGUCCAGCAGUGUAGCCGCGUCCUGGGGUGGGUGGCUGAGGCCCUGAGCCGCUCUGCCUUGCUGCCCCCAGGUGGCCCGCCACCCCCUGACCUGCCUGGGCCCAAAGACUGAGCCCUGCUGGCGGACUUCAAGGAGAAGCCCCCACAGGGGAUUUUGCUCCUAGAGUAAGGCUCAUCUGGGCCUUGGCCCCCGCACCUGGUGGCCUUGUCCUUGAGGUGAGCCCCGUGUCCAUCUGGGCCACUGUCGGGACCACCUUCGGGAGUGUCACCCUUACAAACCACAGCAUGCCCGGCUCCUCCCAGAACCAGCCCCAGCCUGGGAGGAUCAAGGCCUGGAGCCCGGGCCGUUGUCCCUCUGGAGGCUGCAGGGUCCUUGGGGUAACAGGGAGCACAGACCCCUCACCACUCACAGGUUCCUAACACUGGGGAAAUAAAGCCAUUUCAGAGGAAUCGUG
Messenger RNA from Symphalangus syndactylus (siamang), 5045 nucleotides. RefSeq names its product transient receptor potential cation channel subfamily M member 4 (gene TRPM4). Gene Ontology annotation, cellular component: plasma membrane. NCBI's taxonomy places the organism in Eukaryota, Metazoa, Chordata, Mammalia, Primates, Hylobatidae. Gene Ontology annotation, biological process: calcium ion transmembrane transport. The record is from RefSeq and is a predicted model, not a curated record. Gene Ontology annotation, molecular function: ligand-gated calcium channel activity; calcium-activated cation channel activity.